Molecule: messenger RNA, 3221 nt
Organism: Alosa alosa (allis shad)
Lineage: Eukaryota; Metazoa; Chordata; Actinopteri; Clupeiformes; Clupeidae
Gene: grpr
Product: gastrin-releasing peptide receptor
Exons: 3
Coding region: 259-1428 (389 amino acids)
Biological process (GO): G protein-coupled receptor signaling pathway
Cellular component (GO): membrane
Molecular function (GO): G protein-coupled peptide receptor activity
Source: RefSeq, a predicted model, not a curated record
UACACGUGCCGAGAACGCGCCUUUGCUCUUCUCCAUACCAUACCACGAGGAUGCGCAGUGGUAACGCAGGCUGUAGAGGCAAAGAGCAGAAGCGAAAUUAACUUUUAUAAAGAUUGCAGUUGUAUGUGUUGUUUGCGUUAAGGUUUGUUAGACCAAUCCAGUUGUUCGUCGGCAUCAAAGCAUUUGGUCUUACACGACUUUCAGUUCACAGAAAAAAGGACGGACCUUCUAAUCCAGAUGUGAAUAGAUACCAGGACAAUGUCUGAAGAACAUCCAGUAAGUUUAGAAGAGGUUCUUAACAUGUCUGCUAAUGCAUCUUCCGCAGAUGGAAAUCUCAUCAACGUUCCUGAUUACACCGCGUGGCACCACAACACUGGGAUUGUAGUUGCCACAGUUUACGCUCUUAUUAUUGUCAUUGGCUUGACUGGAAAUGUCACUCUCAUCCGGACGUUCUGCACGGUGAAAUCCAUGAGAAACAUACCGAAUCUUCUCAUGUCAAGUCUUGCGUUGGGGGACUUGAUUCUACUCGUGACAUGUGCUCCGGUGGAUGCUACUAGGUUCUUGGCUGAUGAGUGGCUUUUUGGCAGAGUCGGCUGUAAGCUUAUUCCGUUCAUACAGCUCACUUCGGUGGGGGUGUCGGUCUUCACUCUCACAGCGCUGUCCGCUGACAGAUACAAGGCUAUCGUCAGACCAAUGGAUGUUCAGACGUCUCAUGCCAAGAUCUGCCUUCGCGCUGCCAUGAUCUGGCUAUUGUCCAUGACCCUUGCCAUCCCAGAGGCCAUCUUCUCUGACCUGCAGUCCUUCCCCAUCGCCAGGACCAAUGACACCCUCGUCACGUGCGCCCCCUAUCCACAGGCUGGGGACCUGCACCCCAAGAUCCACUCCAUGGCCUCUUUCCUCAUCUUCUAUGUCAUACCACUCUUCAUCAUCUCUGUCUACUACUUCUUCAUCGCCCGCAGCCUGAUAAGGAGCACGUCGGAAAUGCCGGUGGAGGGAAACGUUCAUGUGAGGAGACAGAUUGAAUCCCGGAAGAGGCUUGCCAAGACAGUGCUGGUGUUCGUUGGCCUGUUUGCCAUCUGCUGGCUCCCCAGCCACGUCAUCUACCUGUACCGUUGCUACCACUACUCGCAGGCCGACACCUCCAUGGGUCACUACGUGGCCAUUGUGUGUGCCCGCAUCAUGGCCUUCACCAACUCGUGCGUCAACCCCUUCGCCCUCUACCUGCUCAGCAAGAGCUUCCAGAAGCAGUUCAACAAGCAGCUGUGUUGCUGCUGCUGCCCGACGCGACGGCGGCUGCUGCCCCCACGGUCACAGAGCGCGGGCCGCAACAACAACACGCGCAUGACCUCGCUCAAGAGCACCAACCACUCCCUGGCCAGCUUCAGCAUUGUCAAUGGCAACCACAGCUCUCGCGAGGUCGGCCCUUGAGGCCCAGUCGUUGGACCUCGGUGUCGUAAACCGUAACGAGAAAAGAGAGAGCGGAAGUGAGAAAAAGAAUUUAACUGAAUUCUGUUAAAGGAACAAACACGUUUGCCAAACAGUACGUUUUACGUGUUUGAUACAAAUUAAGAGAGGUCUAAGUAAAGAGACUGAGUUGUACAAAGAUAACGAAUGCAUUGUUUCUCUUCCUCCUAGAUUUAGUGAGCAGGGUUAAAGAUUGGCAUCACUCCAUCGGAUCCUUAGCAAACUAAAAGACAAAAGCACCGCUAACCAAUAUGGGAGUAUUUCAAAUGGACCUUGAGAUUGUCAAUUUGUUGUGUUUGAAAGAUUUAUUCCCAAUAUAGAGUGCUUUUGAGUCAGAUAUAUUUCUAAAUUAAGAACAACAAUGUAAAUCAUGACCAAGUGUGUGUUUAUACAACGUUCGCUUUUCAGCUUUAGCAAAAUGGGAAAACAGCUACCACUGUAGUACGUCUAAGACUAGGAGCUGUGAGGCUCAUACACACUCAUAUUGACAAACACAGACAGGUGAGAAAAGAAAGUGUUUUGUGCAUUUACAUGUAAGUGGUCCAACAAUGACCUUUUCACUCUCAUGAUUCACAAUGAAAUCCAAGGCCAGUGCAUCAUAUAUAGUGUUGAAAUAGUCUGUGUUUGUGCUUUUAUGUCUAGAUCUCUAUCUUUUAAUGUUGAUCAUAUGUAAGAGUCAAAUGAUUAAGAACUGUGUAUGAAUACUUGUGACCGUACCUUUCUACUGUAUUUUGUCAUUUGUGAUGCCAGUGAAGCUUAUGACACAAGAGUGCUACUUUGAUGCAUCCACUGAAAAUUUGUGAUGAACAAUGUGCUUGUGAACCAUCAAAAACGGCUUUUGUGCUUACUGAGUUGUGACUUAUCACUAAAAUAUCAUAGCCAUUUUAAAAUAGAAACACUAACUCUGAGAUUAAAUCCUAUGAAGUUGUUGUCACUUGAAAAUACAUAUUGAUUAUUGUUUAUGUUGUAUUUGAGUGUUUUAUUUGAUUGGUCUUUAAUUUAAUUAAAAAUUGAAUUAUUAAGUAAUGCUAUCAUUUGAACAUACAAUAUAGGCAAGAGAAAGAGAGAGAGAAAGAGAUGUCCUUAAUUGAAAUAUGAAGCAUGGUGCUAUUAAAAUUAAAGUUGACUGGUAUAGAGCAGACACUUUUAUCCAAACACAAACACAAACACAGACACACACGGGCAUCAGGCUCCCGAUUAUCUGCCAGUGACGUUAACCGUUGCUCCAGCACGCCACCGUUGCUCCAGCACACCACCGUGUAAAUCAGUUUAUUUCGUGAUGAUCAACAACACUGUCACUUCACUUCCCAAUUAUGAUGUGGAAUUCAUUUAAUAUUUAAAAGUAAUCAAAUCACAUCUUGAAUAUUCUAUCUUUGUCAUUUGUUUAUUUGUAAUUAAUGUGUGGAUAUGAUCAACAUGUACCUGAACAGUAUCAUAAUUCUGUGCUCUUUCUACACGUCUAAAUAAACUCAAGUGGAAAUUCUGAAUAUAAUUUGCAACUGUUUGUAGUUUGCCAGUGGAGGAUUUGGCAUCGGCCCAUUCAGGCAGGCACCCACAGCCAAAAUAAACACUGUACCCCAUUUCCUCUUUUGAUGUCGCAGUAAUGAAAAAGAGAACACUCCCUCUGCAUUCUUCUAAACGUGACUCUUUUGGGGUUAGGCGGUGGGGUGGGGUGAAAUUGUUUUAUUUGUUUCUUAGAUGACCUAUUUCCUGCGUUGACAAUGUGAAUAAAAUGUGUGUAUUUGUGAAAAAGCUUU